CGGAGCCAAGAUGCGGCUGAUCGCGGCAGCCCUCCUUGUGGUCCUCGUGUCGUCAGCGACGAUCCGAAAGCCGCUUCCGCAUUCGAGCCGUCAGACUCUCGAAGCUGCAAAAAAUGUGCGCGGGGUGAUCGACACGGUCCGCACAAUCGAAAACCACAUCCGCAACCUGAAGAACCAAAAGCAGGAUCAGACCGUCAGCCGCCUGCACGGCCUCAUAGCAGCGGCCGAGUGGCAAGCACACACCAUGCUGCAGCAGCACGGGUCGGCUGAGGCGGCCCAAGCUCUGGUGACCGCCGCUCACGAGGCGGCGCAGGGACUGCGCGCUCUUGCCGCAGGCACCACUGAUGUCGAGGCCGGCCUGCACGCCGUGCUCUCCGAAGUGCUCGUUGUGCUGCACCAGCUGGGCGCAGUCCAGGAUGGAGAGCAGCUGGACGUCACCACGCCCAUGUCUUUUCUGGACAAGAUCCUGGAGGAGCUGCAGUCGUUGGUGGAAAAGUACUUGCCCAUCCUUGGGCCAAUCAUAGGCCUGACGGAGAAGCAGGCUCUGGAGGCGCGCAAGCAGUUCGACAAGUUCGUGGCGGACGUGGAGGCGCUGGAGCACGGCCAGGUGCCAACAACCGACGGCCUCGAAGCUAUGAUCACUGACAUCCUCGAGAUUCUGAAGAUCCUUGGUAUUGACUACAAUGCGCCUACUGACGAUACGCCGACCGCGCUCGACGGUUUGUUGGCCCAGCUGGAAUCUGCACUGGAUACCGUGCUCGGGCUUUUGGGCCCGAUCCUGGGCCUGACCGACGACCAGAUCAAGGCCGCCGAGGCAGACAUCGACACCCUUAUCAAGGACAUCGAGGCCAUCGAGCACGGCGACGUCGACGUGGACGGCGGUCUGGAGACCGUGCUGAUGGACCUCGUCAAGAUCCUGCACGAAUUCGGCAUCCAGACCAGCCUUAGUUUCGACGUUCAGGGCACCACGAUCCCUUCGAUUGUCGACUUGAUCUUGGAGGAGCUGAAGCACGUUGUGGACACCUACAUGCCAAUUAUCGGCCCGGCGAUCGGCAUCACCAAAGAAGAGUACGAAUCCAUCAUAACCAACUUCGACAAGUUCGUCGCCGACAUCGAGGGCAUGGAGCAUGGCACAAUUGAGAUCGCCGACGGCGUCAUCGACAUCUGCAUCGACAUUCUGCGUGUUCUAGAAGCCUUCGGAGUGGAUUUCACAGUUCCCUCCACGGACGCUCCGACCACACUCGACGAGGUGCUCUUUUGGCUGGAGGAAGCGCUCAACGCCGUGCUCGACAUCGUCGGCGUCUUCAUCGGCCUCGACUACGACCAGACCAAGCAGGUGGAGGCCGACCUUCACGUGCUGAUGGCUGACAUCCGUACCCUGGGCGACGGCCAGAUUGACGUGGACGGAGGUCUGGAGGCCAUCCUGCUCGACAUCCUCAAGAUCCUGGGCGACUUUGGCAUACCAACCGACCACCUGACGUCCAGCAACUCCACCGAGCCGAGCCCUGUGGACAAGCUGCUAGGCGAGCUGAAGGCAAUCGUGGACCGCUACCUGCCGAUGUUUGGACCUCUCGCCGGCCUCACCGAGGACCAGAUCAGCUCCAUCGUCUCUAGCUUUGACAAGUUUGUGGCUGAUGUAGAGGCUCUGGAACACGGCACAGUGAAUAUCUCCACGGGACUCGAGAACAUGGUCACCGACAUCAUUGACAUCCUGAAAGCCUUGGGCAUUGAUCAAACCAACCCCACGGACGACACACCGACAGAUCUGGACAGUGUGUUGACUCAGCUGGAGAGUCUUCUGAACAAGGGGCUCGAGUCUCUGGGACCGGUUCUGGGUCUGGCUGAUGACCAGAUCAAGGCUGCUGAGGCUGACAUUGACAUGCUCAUCAAGGACAUCGAGUCGGCCGAGCACGGACACACCGACAUCGACACUGCGCUGGAGAAGAUCCUGACGGACGUGCUCAACAUUCUGAAGGACUGCGGAGCUCCCAUCCUACCCAGGACGGUUUCUAUGGCCACCAAGGAUCAGGUCAAUGCCGUCAUCUCCAACUUUGACAAGUUUGUGGCCGAUUGCGAGGCUCUAAAUCACGGCACCGUUGACAUCUCCACCGGACUCGAGAACAUGGUCACCGACAUCAUCGAGAUCCUGAGAGCCCUGGGCAUCGAUACUACCAAUCCA
Molecule: messenger RNA, 2179 nt
Organism: Pollicipes pollicipes
Lineage: Eukaryota; Metazoa; Arthropoda; Thecostraca; Pollicipedomorpha; Pollicipedidae
Exons: 11
Source: RefSeq, a predicted model, not a curated record